Herpailurus yagouaroundi (jaguarundi) is the source of this 2269-nucleotide messenger RNA. RefSeq names its product uronyl 2-sulfotransferase (gene UST). The transcript has 9 exons. NCBI's taxonomy places the organism in Eukaryota, Metazoa, Chordata, Mammalia, Carnivora, Felidae. The coding region runs from base 16 to 1122 and encodes 368 amino acids. Gene Ontology annotation, molecular function: sulfotransferase activity. Gene Ontology annotation, cellular component: membrane. The record is from RefSeq and is a predicted model, not a curated record.
ACGCAGAUAACAAGCAUGCCCUUUCCACGCAGAGAAGCUCAGACUUUAAAAGGAAAUUCCACUUACUUGGAUGAUCAUGGGCCACCUCCUAGUAAGGUGCUACCUUUCCCGAGCCAGGUCGUGUACAACAGGGUAGGCAAGUGUGGGAGUCGUACUGUGGUCUUGCUUCUGAGAAUCUUGUCAGAGAAGCACGGAUUCAAUUUGGUCACGUCAGACAUUCACAACAAAACCAGGCUUACUAAAAAUGAACAAAUGGAACUGAUUAAAAAUAUAAGUACUGCCGAACAGCCCUAUUUAUUCACUCGACAUGUUCAUUUCCUCAACUUCUCAAGGUUUGGAGGAGACCAGCCCGUCUACAUCAACAUCAUUAGAGACCCCGUCAACCGGUUUUUAUCUAACUAUUUUUUCCGUCGAUUUGGAGACUGGAGAGGGGAACAGAACCACAUGAUCCGCACCCCCAGCAUGAGGCAGGAGGAACGCUACCUGGAUAUCAAUGAGUGUAUUCUUGAAAACUAUCCUGAGUGUUCCAACCCCAGAUUAUUUUACAUCAUUCCAUAUUUUUGUGGACAGCAUCCCAGAUGCAGGGAGCCUGGUGAGUGGGCCCUUGAAAGAGCAAAACUGAACGUGAAUGAAAACUUCCUGCUUGUGGGGAUUCUUGAAGAGUUGGAAGAUGUGCUGCUUUUACUGGAAAGAUUUUUACCUCAUUACUUCAAGGGUGUGCUCAGUAUCUACAAAGACCCAGAGCAUAGGAAACUUGGAAAUAUGACUGUGACCGUGAAGAAGACUGUCCCCUCCCCCGAGGCCGUGCAGAUUCUCUACCAGCGAAUGAGAUACGAGUAUGAGUUCUACCACUACGUCAAAGAGCAGUUCCACCUGCUGAAACGCAAGUUUGGACUGAAGUCCCACGUCAGCAGGCCCCCUCUGAGACCCCAGUUCUUUAUUCCAACUCCACUGGAAACCGAGGAGCCGAUCGAUGAUGAGGAACAAGAUGACGAGAAGUGGCUAGAAGAUAUUUAUAAGAGAAACCAACAACUCUCUCUAGAGUUUUUUCUUCGUUCACUAAAAUUGGACAGUAGCCAAGAUAUAAAGCAAGUCAUUUGGAACCUGUCGAGUGUGCACUAAAGCUACUUUAUCAUGAGAUGUAUUAAGAAGGCUCCACCCCACAGGAGUCCAGUGAAGGCUGGGACCACAGAGGCACAAAGUCCAGCAUUUGGCCACUGGUGGGCCUCCUUUCUGCCUCAGAGAACUGGGGCAGAGACGUGAUUAAGAAAAAUGUUCUUAGAAGAGGAAAUAUCCUUUGUCCUGUGUAGAGAGACCAGGGCCCUACCAUUAGGCAUACCUUAAAAAGCAACCCAGAGAACAGCUGUCCUAUUAAAAACAAAAGAUAAGAACAGCGCCUGGUACGUUGUGAGUCAUUUCUAUGAAACUGCAUAUAAAGAAUGAUCAUUAGUUUACACACUGUGCAGGCUCACUCUCUGAAAAUAAAAUGGAACUGGCUUAGUGAUCUCUGCUUUCGUCAGAACAUCGGGACCCAUUGGUCAUUUGCAAAAUGCAUCGUCCUAGUGCAAGUUCACACGAGCACUUCCAGCUGUGUGUUCAAAGGCCUUUACUGUCAGCAGUGAUCAUUAGACCACGCCAACAAGAGAUGCUGACCUAUUCACUUGCAGGGCCUUAAUGCUGUUUUGCCCCAACAAAGAGUCUCUACGUCCUAAAAGUCAAGGCACUUCAUCAAUUUAUUGGCACACAUGACAGGAUUUCUUUGGCCCUGAGCCCAACGCAGUUUGUACUUCAUGAAAUAUAUUGUACAUUUUACAUAGUUUAAUUUAAAAAAAAAUACAUUUUAAGCUGGUUGAUCUUUGACUGCCUUAUUUAUUAUAACCUUUCAGCACAUUCCAAGGUUUUAGUUACUCAGGAAGGAGUUAAUUAAAAUGAUUUUAUUUUGGUCUGAUGGAUGUUUUUUAAAAGGAAAAUUAUUAUUAUGAACCUUCAGCCUACUCUUCUGGAGUGCCGUAAAAGUGCUUGUAAAUCCUUUUUUUUUUUCUUUUUAAGAAGAAGAAGGAAGAAAAAAAUGGUGUUUGACAUUGAUGGAAAUUCAAAAAUAUAUAUGGAACUGAAACAUUAGCUUAGCUAAAAUAAAAGCAAUCUGUGUUUGAGAUGAAGUGUUCCUUAACUUAUUCAUCAUCCAUAUAAAUAAAUGAAUAUAAAUAAGUUGCAAUUUUUUCCCCAUUCUGUUCCUAGCUGGCAAUAAAAGUGCCUGCAGUUUUUCCCA